AUGAUCCGAACUUUAGCUGCCUUGUCCAUUGCGACUUUCUUAAGUCUCGUUGCAGGCGAAACAGUUCGCCUGAAUGUCCCCAGAAACCCCCCUGCAUCAUCGAGUCCUCCCAUAUCACUUGACUUUCAGUCGUUUUCCAUUGAAUUUGCAUUUCUAGUUGACUUUCAAGGAAACAAAUCCCAUCCGAAUAGGUUUACCAACAACCUCUUGGCCAACUUAAGAGCCUUCAAUGGGGAUGUGCCUCAGAUUCUUCGCAUUGGAGGAAAUACUCAGGAUCAUGUCACCUAUGUUCCUGACCAAAAAGAGCAGUUAAUCAAUUUUUGGGACCCAUCUUACAAUUCCGAUCAGCCACGCAAUACUUCCAUCGGCCCAACCUUUUGGGAGGCAUUUACCGCCAUUGAAGGGACAAAGUACAUCUUCGGUCUAAACUUUUACAAGAACGAUUCCACGUAUCUUGAGAAUCUCAGAGGGGAGGUUUCACAGUCCCUGCUGCAGAUUCCUCCUGAUCGGUUGCACUUGUUCGAAAUAGGCAACGAGAAUGAUUACGGGGCAUUGUCCGGAUUCCGACCGCCAACAUGGACCCAACAGGAUUGGGUUGAAGAAUGGAUUGACCGCGCACGAAAUAUCCAGAACCCAGCCAAGAGUCUACGCUUUUACGCUCCGUCAACAUGCUGUUACAACAUCACGACUCCUUACUCGUUCUUCUCCCCAUGGACGAUAUGGAAUAGCACAUUCGACUAUGACCGAGACGGGUGGAUCUCAGAGGUAUCUCAGCACGGGUAUAUCUCUUCAACAGGCCAGAAUCCAACUCUACAAGGCACCCUCAUGAACCACACAAGCGUGGUAAUUAAUGGAACAGUCCAUCAAUCCCUUUGCAAUCUAAAUCACAAUGCGGGCCGUGUUUACACCCUUGGUGAAACUAAUAGCGUCUCUGGUCAAGGAGCGUUUGGGGUUUCCAACGUCUUUGGCUCUGCUUUGUUCAUUCUUGACUAUGAGCUCUAUUAUGCAUCUUUUGGAGUAAAUCGUAUGCAUAUGCAUCAGGGAACUGCUUAUCGUUACGGCGCCUGGAUGCCCAUUGCUCAGAACGGAACAGGCCCAUCCACGAAUCCUCCUUACUACGGCCAUGUUAUGGUUUCCAAGUUCAUCGGGGCCCACCCCAAGACAAGAAUCAACAACAUUGAUCUUAACAGCGAUUUCUAUUCCGCAUACGCAGCUUACGAGAAUGGCCGAUUGGCGCGUGCCGUCCUUCUGAACCUUCACGAAUGGAACCCUUCAAAUGAUCAAGCUGAAGUCUCGAAAGCGCCGAGCACAACCUUUACUAUCAGCACUGGGCAACGGGGAAUUAAAUAUGCUACUGUCGAGUUAAUGACAGCUCCAGGAGCACUCUCGGAAACAAACAUUACGGUCGCUGGACUAAGUUACGAUUAUGACCUGGCGGAGGGAAAGCCGGUGAGAGUGGCGAAACAGUAUGAGAGCGUGCUUCGCCCGAAUAACAAGGGAGAGAUUUCUGUUCCAGUGCGAUACUCGCAAGCAGUGCUUUUGACUUUUAACUAG
Molecule: messenger RNA, 1554 nt
Organism: Trichoderma virens Gv29-8
Lineage: Eukaryota; Fungi; Ascomycota; Sordariomycetes; Hypocreales; Hypocreaceae
Product: glycoside hydrolase family 79 protein
Exons: 6
Coding region: 1-1554 (517 amino acids)
Source: RefSeq, a predicted model, not a curated record